Penicillium olsonii is the source of this 840-nucleotide messenger RNA. The record is from the annotation of a GenBank genome assembly. Lineage: Eukaryota; Fungi; Ascomycota; Eurotiomycetes; Eurotiales; Aspergillaceae.
AUGUCAUCUUCCCAUCAGCGCCCGUCCGGACAGACCAAUGUGACGCAACACUUUGAGGCGUACUCGGUCGAUGAUCACAAUAGCGCAUGGUCUGAGCUUUGGGAUUCUCAUCAUGGUGAUCUUUGGGACAAGGGAAGCCCUUCACCAGCCCUCAUUGAUGCCCUUGAAAAGGAAGACUCAUUGACACCCAUUGCGUCCGAUGGGCAUCGGAAAAGGGCCCUUGUACCCGUAAGGCAGAUGUUCACGUUCCCUGAUUCGAUGUUGACUGAAGUUCAGGGAUGUGGGAAAGGCUACGACGUCGUGAUGCUCGCUCUUCACGGGUUUGACGUCGUCGGUUUGGAGAUUUCUCCGACUGGAGUUUCUGUGGCUGAAGAAUAUGCUCGUCACGAGCUCCAGGAUCCACGAGAAUACAAUUUCGGCGCCGCUUGGGACAAGCGUGAAACCGGCACGGUCAAGUUCGUCCAGGGCGACUUUUUCAAAUCCUACUGGGAGGACGAGUUGAAAUAUGACUUGAUUUAUGAUUAUACGUUCUUAUGUGCUCUUCAUCCAACGAUGCGCUCGCGCUGGGCAUCUCGGAUGGCGCAUCUUCUGUCUCCCGGUGGUAUGCUGGUCUGUCUGGAGUUCCCGCUCUAUAAGGAUCCUUCACUGCCGGGCCCGCCCUGGGGGUUGAAGGGAGUGCACUGGAAUCUGCUUGAAGAGGGUGGUGAUGGAAUCGUGGGCAGUAGGAAGACCACUGGGGAAUCCGAUGGGCGUUUCCGGCGGGCAUUGUACAUCAAGCCCGAGCGGUCGUAUGAACAUGGACAGGGGACUGAUAUGCUGAGUGUUUAUGUCCGCAAAUAG